GUUUCCAUGGGUUAACUACCAAGAUGAAAAUCUCAACGUUUCUAUUCCAGUUUUUAGUAUUCAUGGCAAUCACGAUGAUCCCACAGGGGCAGAUGGUCUUUGUGCUUUGGACAUAUUAACUUGUGCAGGAUUUAUUAAUCAUUUUGGACGAUCACCAUCUGUAGAGAAAAUAGAAAUUAGUCCCAUUUUGCUUCAGAAAGGAAAUUCAAAGAUCGCUCUUUAUGGAUUAGGAUCUGUUCCCGAUGAAAGACUAUAUCGGAUGUUUGUCAAUAAACAAGUAACCAUGUUGAGGCCGAAAGAAGAUGAAGAUAGAUGGUUUAAUCUGUUUGUAAUUCAUCAGAACAGGAGUAAACACGGCGCCACAAACUAUAUUCCAGAACAGUUUCUAGAUGACUUCAUUGACCUUGUAAUCUGGGGUCAUGAACAUGAAUGUAAAAUAUCUCCAACCAGAAACGAACAACAACUUUUCUAUGUUUCUCAGCCAGGAAGUUCGGUGGUUACGUCUUUGUCGCCAGGAGAAACUGCCAGAAAGUGGAUUACAGCGGAGGCUUCGAACCCUUCAGCAUGGUCCGUUUCAGCCAGAAGUACAUGGAUAGGGUAGCUAAUCCAAAAGACAUCAUACAUUUUUUCAGGCAUCGGGAACAAAAAGAGAAAAAUGAAAGUGCAGCUUUCUCUUCUGACCGAGAGGGGAAUGGGGGAAGCCGUGCAAGAAUUUGUGGACAAGGAAGAGAAGGACGCUAUUGAAGAAUUGGUGAAGUUCCAGUUAGAAAAGACCCAGCGAUUUCUGAAGGAGCGGCAUACAGAUGCAGAAGAAGCCAAAAUCGAUGAGGAGGUGCAGCGCUUCAGAGAAUCGAAAAAAAAGAACACAGUGGAAGAGGAUGAGGAAGUUCGUGAGGCUAUCAACAGGGCCAAGGCCAGGUCUCAGGCGACCGGUCAUACUUCGACGAUGAGUGAUGAUGACCUCGUGGAUGAGGCCCCCUUGGACCAAAGAGUCAAUGAUGAGUCAGACGAUUCUUUACCUCCCAGCUGGGGUAGAAAGAGAGGUCGGGCGAGAGGCAGAGGACAGAACCCCUCCACCAGGGGAGCAUCUCAGCGAGGAAGAAGAGGAAGUGCCAGCCGUGAUCAGGCUGGCAGCUGCAGAACGUAUAAGCCUGCAUCUACGCCUACAAAAACGAUGUCGAUUUUGGAUGCUUUUAAGUCAUCCAGACAGCAGCCCUCCCGAAAGACGUCUGUCAAGAAUUAUUCAGAGGUGAUUGAAGAUGACGAUUCUGAUGUGGAGAUGUCUUGCUCCUCUUCCUCUACAAAUCAAAGAUUACCAACCGCAUCAACGCAAAGCCAGAGGAACUCUCAGAGCCAAGCAUCAAAAGGUGUUUCCUUUGAAUCAGACGAGGAUGAAUUAUUUGUUUCCACUUCGAGAAGAAAAAGAUGAUAACUUCCGAAGCCAAAGCAAGGAAGGAAAGUGCAAAAAUUACUUCUCCAAAUUCCGCAAAGGAGAUCCGAGAUGUUUUUCACCUGCUUCACCAUAAUUUUACACUAUUGUCCGGAAAGUGGUGGCUUCCUUGAAAAAGACUGCUUCUUACUCUUAUCUGCAACGCAACCACAAUGUCCAGCUAAAUGGGACCACCCAGAGUUAACUUGAGUGGAAAUGUGUGAAAAGGAAUAUUCCUUCUUAGGGAUGGCAGUUUUUCACAGAAGUCUUCUUGCUACUUAACCUUGUGAUUCUUAGCAUCUGCCCAGGAGUGUGAAGUUAAGGACAUUCUGGAGCCGUGUGACAGAAAAGAGAAUUCAGGAAAAAUGGCCCCUCAUUUUUCCCAACAAGGAGUCACCAAUCUUCAGUCACUUCCUUGCUCAAGAACAACCAUAAAUAUACCUGAAUGGAGAUGGCCGUUUCUGCAUCCCAACACUUAAAAGGCAAAGGAAAUGUGUCAUAGCAUUCCUUUUAAAGGGCUCCCGUGUCUUUUUUUUUUCAUUUUACAGAGGAAUCAAUUAGAACUGGUUGGGUAAGAGAACAAACUCCAUUCCUGCAUUCCAUGUUUUACAAGUCUCUCAACUUCCAUCAAAGGGGCCGUUGCCCUGAGUCAAAACUGAGGAUGGGAGUCAGUGAAAUUAAAUGCUCGGUUAUAAAACAUGAUUCCUUUUGACAAGAAGCUACAAUCGGGAGGGUUUCAAAAUAUAUAUAUAUUUAACUUUUAAAGUAACGCCUCAUAAUGGGGUGCAUAUAAAAUCCUUUCUGGGAUUUUUCAGAGGGAUCUAGUUAUAGUUUAAUAAGUUGAAACUGAGCUGGUGUCCAGAAUAGUAAACUUGGCAAUAAUUUCAUUGAUAUGCUCAGAAAGUAAAAAUGGUGAGAAACUUUCAAGCGGCCUUCGUUUGUUUUUUCCCUCCCCUGCUUAUCUCAGUGGUUUCAAAAAGAAAAAUCAGUUUGAAAACACAUCCUUUAAGGCCGAGGUCUCCAACCUUAGCAACUUUAAGACUUGUGGACUUCAACUCCCAGAAUUGCUUUAAGGUUAAGCUAACUCUGAAUUUGCAUAUGGGGCUUUAGUAGGAGAUGCAGCUUUAAAACCAUGUUGGCCUUAGAAAUAUCGUGCAAUGCAAUGUAUUUUACCACGGAAAGCCCAUUCGCUGUUGAUCACUACAUUUUAAAUGUAUUCUACAAACUCUAGAAAAAUUGGACAAAGGAUGGGAAAUGUGUGAUACGGAAUAAAGUUUUCUGACAAGUU
This is a messenger RNA of Thamnophis sirtalis, 2717 nucleotides long. Lineage: Eukaryota; Metazoa; Chordata; Lepidosauria; Squamata; Natricidae. The record is from RefSeq and is a predicted model, not a curated record.